Chironomus riparius is the source of this 1245-nucleotide messenger RNA. NCBI's taxonomy places the organism in Eukaryota, Metazoa, Arthropoda, Insecta, Diptera, Chironomidae. The record is from the annotation of a GenBank genome assembly.
CAUAUCGUUAUUGACAGUAUUCGAGGCAAGAAUGAAACGAUAUACUUUUCCUGUUUGGUUAUCAGCUGUUUACGUUUUAUGCAAUGCUGCACCUGCUGUUGACUUACCGCUUGAGGAGCAAGGGGGAUUUUUUGAAGGUGACAUGAACCUUACACCAUCACAGAUUCGCGAUAUAUUUGUGAAUAGAAAUGCUGGAUUGUUGAAUACAAAUUAUAGAUGGACUCCUGAUAGUAUGGGAUUUGUGCCAGUUCCGUUUUUAAUUAGGCCUGCAACGCCUUAUGCUCAAGCCCAGCACAGCACAAUUCGAUUAGCGAUGAAUGAGAUUGAAAGGAAUACUUGCCUAAGAUUUAUUCCAAGAACAAAUCAACGAGAUUAUAUCGAAAUAUUUUCCGGCUCAGGAUGUUGGAGUCGUGUAGGACGAAAUGGAGGUCCACAGGAGUUGUCGUUAGCUCACUCAGCAAGCGGCACUUGUGUAACAAAUGGAAUCGUUAUACACGAGUUGAUACAUGCCUUAGGAUUCUAUCAUAUGCAAUCGAGUCCCAAUCGUGACAAUUUUGUGAGAAUAAACUAUGAAAAUAUUGAGAAUGGUAUGGAACAUAACUUCUUAAGAUAUGACUCAAAUGCUGUUGGAUUAUUCAGCACAACUUAUGACAUAGAAUCGAUCAUGCAUUAUUCACGAUCAGCAUUCUCACGAAAUGGUCGUGAUACCAUAACCACAUUUAAUCCAAAUCACCAAAAUCGAAUUGGACAGAGAAUAAGAAUGAGUCAGGGUGACAUUACAAGAAUACGAAACAUGUACAACUGCAGGUAGAUUGGAACUAGAUUUAAGCACUCAAAAAUGGAUUAUUUUGUCGAUAAAAACGCGCUCAAAAUAAAAGUGUCAAGCAAUAAAGAUAUUCACAAUUUCCAUGGUGUUUCGCUUUUAUUUCACAUGAAAUACAUAUUCAGUUACACAGCUUUAAGGCACUUCUGUGAAUGAAUAGCUAUUACCUAUGCCACUUGUGCGUAAGAAGAGAAAAAAAUUCAGAAUAUGAAGAUAGACAAAAAAUUGCCUGAUUCACCGUAAGUGGAAUGAUUUGAGCGCAUAUUCUGGGAAAUUGUACACUCGUGUAUGAAUGAGAAUGUUAAUUGCUAGUGAAAGCUUCUUAAAUUUAGUAGACUUGAAGAUGCCAACCCACAUCAUUUUGAUGAAUUUUUAUGGCUCGUGAGUCUGAAAAUGUUGAAAUAAUAAAUUAUUAAAUUUUU